AAGAAGACUAAACUUUGAAACCAUGUUCAUCAAUUUAACCUCCAAAACCAUUUACCGCGAGGAGACUGGAUUUGAUGAAAACCUUAAGAUUGACAUCAAUUUUGCAGAGAUGGAGCUCAUUGCAGUCCUUAAGAAGUCAGAGUCUUCACAACAAUGAAGAUCCUGAAUACACCAGCGACAGCCUUCGCGAUUUGAAUCGCGCUCACUGUCAAAUCAGAGCAUAUUGCAGCCUGAAGCGGUUAAAAAUAUGUGAUGAUGGCUUUGCAAUUCUGAUUAAGUACCUUCCAAAUCCUCUUCCAAUGAACUCCAACACUUAUAGCAAGAAGUGUUUUGAGAAGGUCAAUAUUAGCAUUCAACAGAUUCAUUUGGCUUUGAUUCUGCAUAAUGAUCCUUAUUCAAAGAAUGUUUUGAUUGUUCCUGGUGAUCCUGAAAGGGUUGUUUGA
This is a messenger RNA of Blastomyces dermatitidis ER-3, 443 nucleotides long. RefSeq lists its product as uncharacterized. The record is from RefSeq and is a predicted model, not a curated record. The transcript has 3 exons. Lineage: Eukaryota; Fungi; Ascomycota; Eurotiomycetes; Onygenales; Ajellomycetaceae. Bases 75 to 443 code for a protein of 122 amino acids.